UUUUCUAAAACAAUCUAAAAACAAAUAAAAAUAAACAUAUUAAUUACUAAUUAAUUUUUUUUUUCAAAUCAUCUAAACUUAAUUGCCAGUGAAAGGAAAUUUAAAUACAAAAAAAUAAGCGGGAGAGAAAAAAAAUGCCAAUGACGCUUCGUAUUUGACAACACAAAAAUACACACAUAUAUAUACACACAGAUAUACUGUAUAUAUAUUAUAAACAUAUAUUGACAUAUGUAUGUUUGGCAGUAGGGAAUUCAAAAAUUUAAAAAUGAUUCAUUUGUGCGGCGGUAAUUUCGAAUGAAACUUUUUUUACAAAGCUGUAAAUUUUAUUAUAAAAAUUUCAUAUAUUUUAUAUUUAUUGUAAAAACGUUCAUAACCUGUAUGAAAAGGUCGCACCAGCUUACAUUCCUGUACCUUCGUGAUAACGAGGGUUUAAAAUUAUAAAAAUGGUCAAUGAACAAGAUAGAGAAGGCCAAGUGAUAAUUCCACUACAGUACAAUAAUGCACACUGGAAAAGUACAUUUGAAAAAUACGACCUGGAUGGUGAUGGUAAAAUAUCAUAUCAUGAAUUAAAAGAAAUGAUAAGAGGCUCAACAUAUAAUGACGACAUUCCUCCAAGAGUUGUGAGAAUAAUAAUGCAGAAAGCUGAUUUAAAUGACUCUGGCUAUUUAGAGUAUCCAGAAUUCAUAGCAAUGAUCCAUAGAAAAGAUAUGCAAGGAGUAUUUGGGCAUUUUUUAAGUCGCUAUGUCCAUAAUAUGGUACCACAAAGACCGUGUCUUGAGACACAAUACAGCGUAAGGCCAUCUGGUGAUUUUCCUGACGGUCUUUAUGAAGAAGAGUACAGUUGCAAGCCACCAGCAAUUGCUAUGAUCAUAAUAUCAAUUAUUGAAAUUAUUUUAUAUCUGUAUGAUGUAAUCGUAGACAAGGUUAUAGAUGGUCCAGCAUCGACAUUAUUUAUUUAUAAUCCUCAUAAAAGAUAUCAAGCUUGGAGAUAUUUCACUUACAUGUUCGUCCAUGCUAGUGUAUUUCAUAUAGUGGUUAAUCUACUGGUACAAAUAAUGCUGGGAAUACCCUUGGAGAUGGUCCACAAAUGGUGGCGAGUAUUGAUAAUAUAUUUAGCUGGAGUUGUUGCUGGUUCUCUUGGGACAUCUGUGUCAGAUCCAAAGGUAUAUCUUGCUGGUGCAUCUGGUGGUGUCUAUGCGCUUAUUACCGCUCACGUCGCUACGAUAAUAAUGAACUGGCGGCAAAUGGAAUUCGCUGUACUACAGCUGUGUGUUUUUAUAAUUGUAACUGCGGUUGAUGUUGGCCAGGCAAUUUACAACAGAUAUGUACUGGAGACCAAAGAUCAAAUCGGUUAUGUUGCUCACUUUGCUGGUGCUAUUGCUGGAUUACUUGUUGGUAUUAAUGUUUUACGUAAUCUUGAAGUACAAACAUGGGAAAAAGCCGUCUGGUGGGCUAGUAUUUUUACUUAUAUUGCGCUUAUGACUGCUGCUAUUCUAUGGAACGCAUUGUAUCCAUCAUAUUUUCCCGAGCCUUUUUAUGAUUCGUAGUAAUUGUUUAUUGUUUAUAUUUAUAUAAACUUAAGGCAUUCCCAGACAAUCUCUCCCCACUUUUUAAAAAUAUGCGAUUGCUUUCAACUGUCAGCGUAUCAAACUUUCAUCAAUUAAUUUAAAAAAAAUUAAAAGAUUAAUUGAAAAAAGGAAAAUUUUGGUGAUAUAAUUUUAAAACAAAAUUACUCUUAGUUGUUAUCAAUUAAGGGGGGAAAGGGGUCUGAGAUACAAAAAAAGAGCAUAUUUUUGUGAUUUUUUUUUCAGAGUACGUUCGUUAUUAAAAUUCUUAAAAUUUAUGAGAUUAUCAAGCAUCAUUCCAAAAAUAUUCUGCUAAAUUUUUAUAAAAAAAUAUUGAAAAAUAAGCCGGUGGUAGUGAGGAGAGACGAAUCACCUCAAAAAGUCUCUAUGCCGUAGGCAGGAUAACUCAUGACUACCUCACCUGAAAUAAAAAACCAAAAAGAUUUCUUUAGUACAUAAGUUUAUUUUGGAUUUGAAUGAAAAAAUAAACAAAAUGAAUAUUUAUUCAUUUUUGAAUUUUUGGUAAAGGUGCAAUCAAAAACUUAUGAUUUUUGCCAAAAAUUCUUCCUUUUGUUUAAUUGAAAAAUAAGUAGUUAUUAAAAAAAAAAUCCUUCAUUCAGAUCUAAGAUAAACUUAUGUACUAAAGAAAUCUUUUUGGUUUUUUUAUUUCAGAUGAGGCAGUCAUGAGUUAUCCUGCCUUCGGCAUGUAGACUUUCUUUUGAGGUGACUCGGCUCUCCCCACUACCACUAGCUUAUUUUUCAAUAUUUUUUCAUGAAAAUUUAGCAGAACAUUCUUGGAAUGAUGCUUAAUAAUCUCACUAAUUUUAAGAAUUUCAAUAACGAACGUACUCUGGAAAAAAAAAUCACAAAAA
Messenger RNA from Microplitis mediator, 2437 nucleotides. It is a transcript of the gene rho-4, whose product is annotated as protein rhomboid. The transcript is spliced from 5 exons. Gene Ontology annotation, cellular component: membrane. The record is from RefSeq and is a predicted model, not a curated record. Gene Ontology annotation, molecular function: calcium ion binding; serine-type endopeptidase activity. NCBI's taxonomy places the organism in Eukaryota, Metazoa, Arthropoda, Insecta, Hymenoptera, Braconidae. Bases 444 to 1547 code for a protein of 367 amino acids.